This is a messenger RNA of Brugia malayi, 486 nucleotides long. RefSeq names its product CG5938-PD, putative. The record is from RefSeq and is a predicted model, not a curated record. Bases 1 to 486 code for a protein of 161 amino acids. NCBI's taxonomy places the organism in Eukaryota, Metazoa, Nematoda, Chromadorea, Rhabditida, Onchocercidae. The transcript is spliced from 3 exons.
AUGUCGUCCGAUAUCGACAUCAUUGAAAUUGUUGACGAUAUACCUUCACCAAUGGUUUGCAGCAAAGAGCCAAUCAUUUUUCGCGGAGUUGGCCAUCUAACGAUGUUCGGUCUGAGCUCUCGAUUUGAUACUGAAUUUCCAACCGUAUUAACCGGCCGUUUAGCACCAGAAGAGCUAGCCGAUACGAUGCGAAAAAUUAACGGUGUGUUAGCAAGGAGCAUGUCAGGAAAUGUUCGUUGGCUCAUUUGUGGAUUGCUCUUUUGCUGUUGUACCGUCGGUUGCUCAUUAUGGCCGGUUGUUUGUUUGAACAAACGUACUGUACAUGCAUUAGAGAAGUUAUUGGAUCAUGAAAAUCAAACGCUGUAUAACAAAUUGGGCUUGCAUUGGCGACUAGUAAGGCGACCGGUCGAAGUUAAUUAUAGUAUGACGGAAUAUGUCUUACUAUUAGAAAUUCUUCCAAAAACCCUUCUUCUAUUGCCAGAUUAG